Molecule: messenger RNA, 4628 nt
Organism: Anopheles nili
Lineage: Eukaryota; Metazoa; Arthropoda; Insecta; Diptera; Culicidae
Product: phospholipid-transporting ATPase VB
Exons: 12
Coding region: 1-4560 (1519 amino acids)
Biological process (GO): phospholipid translocation
Cellular component (GO): plasma membrane
Molecular function (GO): magnesium ion binding; ATP binding; ATPase-coupled intramembrane lipid carrier activity
Source: RefSeq, a predicted model, not a curated record
AUGACGCAAGCAAAGGAGGAUCAAGUGAAGGAUGUGGCACCGGCGGGCGACGGCGGGGGCGGUGCAGGUGUUGGGGCUCCAACCGGCUUCCAUAAUCAUCCCCAACAGCAACACCAGCCGGGUCCACUGCCUUUACACCCGCAUCAGGAACACCCGCUCGAGUCAACGUACGUGUUUCCGGGAUCACCUCAAGGAACCACACAAACGGCUCCUCCGGUAGCUCAGCUGAUGGUUAGUGGAGUCAUUGCAGCAGUCAGCAGUAACACCAGCAGCAAUGUGAACCCAACGGCAGGUCGGAUAUUGGUGGAAUAUCCUCGCACCACCGUCGGAGGUCAUUCGCGAUCUGUCAGUCACGGUGAGGGUUCGUUUGGAGGUUCACUUCAGGCCGGAAGUGGCACUACUACUGGACGACCAUCAGCCUUGAAAUCCGCCGUUAAAGGGGGCCACCAGAGGGCGCUUUCUCAGGGCCAAAUCAUGGAUGCACCGACGAUCGCCACCCGGGGCCACAGUCGUGUUGGUUCUAAAACGGACUUCAUUUUGCCACCCGGUCACAAGGAACAACCGGAACAGCGGGACACGCUGGCACCACAUUCGGGUGGUUCUGUGAAGGGACACUCGCGGCAAGCCUCUCGAUCGGAGUCGAUCUACACGCUUCGUCGGGCGGAUAAACCACCCUGGUGGAAGCGGUUCAUGUUCUGCCGAUCGGCUAGUAGCAAGCUGGAAGAUCGAGGUUACCGGAUAGUGGUUCCAAAUCACACUGUCCCGCCAAAAACACCCAAAAGAGACCACCCGAAUGGGCGGUUGUGUGGGAAUAAGAUCCGUACCACCAAGUACACGCUGUUGUCGUUCGUGCCGAAGAAUCUGCUGGAGCAGUUUCACCGAAUCGCAAACCUGUACUUCAUCUUCAUCGUGCUGUUGAACUGGUUCCCGCAGAUAAACGCCUUUGGGAAGGAGAUCGCCAUGAUUCCGGUGCUGUUCGUGCUUGGUGUGACCGCGAUAAAGGAUCUGUUUGAGGAUCGCCGCCGUAAGGCGUCUGACAAGCGGAUCAACAACUCGACCUGUCGCGUUUACAAUGGCGAAUCGGAACGAUACAAAAAAGUCCUUUGGCAGGACAUUCGAGUUGGCGAUCUGAUUCACCUGUCCAAUAACGAAACCGUUCCGGCCGAUAUCCUGCUGCUUAAAUCGAGCGAUCCCACCGGUGUCUGUUACAUCGAUACGUGCGAUCUGGACGGUGAAACCAAUCUAAAACGUCGACAGGUGGUGCGUGGGUUCGUCGAGAAGCAGCACAUUUUUGCACCCAACAAGUUCACCAGCCGGAUUGAGGUCGACGCACCAACGACGAAAAUCUACCGCUUCCACGGUGCUGUGAUACAUCCUUCCGGUGAGCGGGUUCCGGUGUCGACGGAAAGCUUGCUGCUCCGUGAAAGUCGCCUCAAGAACACGGACUAUGCCGAAGGAAUUGUCGUGUAUGCAGGACAUGAAACGAAGGCGAUGCUUAACAACAGCGGUCCCAGAUAUAAACGGUCCAAGGUCGAACAGCAGAUGAACAUCGAUGUCAUAUGGUGCGUUAUCAUAUUGAUCGUGCUAUGUAUUAUCGGAGCCGUGGGCUGCAAGCUUUGGCUCUCGUUCUACGCCGACGAUUCAGACAUGGACAACAACGAUACAUUCCGAAUUCCGUUCCUGCCCUUCGAGAUCAGCCCGGACUACGAAGGGUUGCUCGCGUUCUGGACGUUUGUCAUCAUUCUUCAGAUCAUGAUACCACUCUCACUGUACGUUACGAUCGAGUUGUGUAAGCUGAUGCAGGUUUAUCACAUACACAACAACAUUGAGCUGUAUGAUCCGGACUCAAACAAGCGCACCGAGUGUCGUGCGAUGAACAUCACGGAAGAACUCGGCCAGAUACAGUACGUUUUCUCCGACAAGACGGGUACGCUGACGGAAAAUCGAAUGAUUUUCCGCCGGUGCACGAUCGUUGGGGUGGACUACAACCAUCCGGAGACGGAGGAAGAAAAGGAGAUGAACAAACGAGGUGCUCCAGUUCCGGUGCUUCAACCAAACCUAAGCUUGCUGGAGAACUUUCGGGAACACCAUCCGCAGUCAUCGCUUGAAUUGGGCCAAACGGGCAAACCACGUGGUGGCACCGGAGAACCAGGAAACGAAACCGUGACCCAGCAAAUACAGGAGUUCUUCCUGGUGCUGGCGAUAUGCAACACGGUGGUAGUUAGUGCGACUCCACACAGAGACAACAUGAACGCGAGUGGUGUGAUUGAGAUGAACGAUAGCGAUACCAGUGUAACUCUUGUUCGUCCAGCUAUCGUGGAAACGGAUGGCGGGAGUCUUCCGCUGACGGCGUGCGAUGGAACGAUUGGAGACCGGUACGCCCGGUUGACGGAAUCCCGGUCCAUUACUCCGUCUCCUCCACCCAACGCACCCUCAUCGCUGCCCCUGAAAGCGGCCCACGUGCCAUCACUGUCGCCAAUCAGCAGCUCGGCGGAGACGUCACCCAUGUCGGAGAGUCCUCCGAUGCGGAUAAAGUCGAUCAAUACACCGACGGCGAAGGUGAAAUCGCUCGUAGCGAAGCUGGGAAAUGUGAAUCGCUUCGUACCUAGCAAUAGUAGCGGUGGAGCAUCGAAGUUCCAAAAAUCCUUCUCCCAGGGCACGCCAUCGCCCGCCUCUAGUCGGCCGAUUUACGAGGCGGAAAGUCCGGACGAAUUGGCCCUCGUCAAUGCGGCCUUUAGCUACGAUUGUUGUCUGGUGAAUCGCAGUCCAAACCACGUUCUGGUCAGCAUACCCGGCGAGGGCGUGAUAGAGUACGAGGUGCUGAAGGUUCUUCCCUUCGAUUCCGCCCGUAAGUGCAUGUCCGUUGUGGUGAGGCGUACCGGCACGCAGGAUGUAGUGCUGUAUACGAAGGGUGCCGAUAGCAGUAUCAUGCCCAACUUGGUGCCGUGUACUCCUGGCUCGGAAGAGUACCGGUUGCGAGAACAAACGCAACACCAGCUGAAUGUGUACGCACGACAGGGUCUGCGUGUGCUUGUCAUGGCCAAGCGGAAGCUAGAUGCAACGGAUUUUAGCGAAUGGUACAGCAAACACGAAGAGUGCGAGCUGAGCAUGGAGAACCGGGAACGCAAGAUUCGUGACUCCUUUGGGCUGCUCGAGCGAGGUUUAACGCUUGUCGGCACGACCGGUAUCGAGGAUCGUCUGCAGGAAGGUGUCCCAGAGACGAUCAGUUCGCUGUUGCAAGCGGGAAUCGUCAUCUGGGUGCUGACGGGAGAUAAAGCGGAAACGGCCAUCAACAUUGCCUACUCGGCGAAGCUGUUCAACUCGCAAAUGGACAUUUUCAAGCUGACCGCACGGUCACGGGACUCUGCGGAAGCCAGCAUUAAUUUUUACCUCAACGAAAUCGAAAAACAGCUCAACAGCAACGGUGGUGGUGCCGCCAGCGAUGAUGACGCCUUCGACCAGCUUGAUAAAGCACGCGCGCUAGUAGUAGACGGAAAAACGCUGACAUUCAUCCUGGACCUGCGAUCCAACCUUACCAAGCCAUUCCUAAGACUGACCCGCUACUGCUCGUCCGUGCUGUGCUGUCGCGCGACGCCUCUACAGAAGGCGUUCCUAGUAAAGGUCGUGAAGGAGGAACUUCGCAUCAGCGCACUCGCCAUAGGCGAUGGAGCCAAUGAUGUUUCUAUGAUUCAGAUGGCCGACGUAGGGGUAGGCAUUUGCGGACAGGAAGGUAUGCAAGCAGUCAUGGCAUCGGACUUCUCCAUUGCUAAAUUUAAAAUGCUCGAGAAGCUGCUGCUUGUGCAUGGUCACUGGAACUACGAUCGAUUGGCACGAAUGAUCAUUUAUUUCUUCUAUAAAAAUGCGGCUUUCGUGUUUCUGUUGUUCUGGUAUCAAUUUUAUUGUGGAUUUUCCGGUGCCGUCAUGAUUGAUCAAGUGUACUUAAUGAUCUACAAUUUGCUGUUUACCGCACUGCCUCCGCUGGCGAUCGGUGUGUACGAUAAGAAAAUUAUCUCCGAGCUGCUGCUAGCCUAUCCGCAGUUGUAUCAACACGGUCGUCGGGGGAAAGGCUACAAAUGGACCACGUUUUGGAUCGUGAUGUUCGACGCAGUGUACCAGAGUUUGGUGAUAUUUUUCGUAGCGAAGGCAGCGUACUGGGGCUCAGAUGUGGACGUGUGGGUCUUCGGAACGACCAUAACGUCCUCCUGCUUGUUCGUGAUGCUGUUUCACUGUGCCAUAGAAAUUAAAUCAUGGACAAUCUUGCAUGUCGCGUCGAUAGUGAUUAGCUUGGUGUCGUUCUAUGUGUUUGCAUUUGCGUACAAUUCAGUUUGUGUCAAUUGCUUUGGACUGCCGUCAAACUACUGGGUGAUCCACAUGAGCAUGAGUACAAUACAGUAUUAUCUGAUUACGAUGCUUACUUCCGUACUUGCCCUGUUGCCACGAUUUACGUAUCGUGUCAUCAAAAACACCCUCUGGCCCUGCGAAGGCGUACGGGUGACGCUGCAGUACAAAGAAGAAAAACGAAGAGAGCCUCCCAUCACAGGACUCCGCAUAAGACUGUAAACAACAUGUAGUUGGUAAUUAGGCGCUUGGUAACAUGAUCUUCAUGCGGCUUAAUAGUGUUCACCAGC